Paramecium sonneborni is the source of this 336-nucleotide messenger RNA. Lineage: Eukaryota; Ciliophora; Oligohymenophorea; Peniculida; Parameciidae. The record is from the annotation of a GenBank genome assembly.
AUGAAGAAUGAGUAGUUAGAGUUACUUAAAUUUCAUCAUUAAAAUAAUUAGAUUUAAUAAUUUGAUUCAAAUAUCAAAGAAAAAAUAGCGAAAUAAACGAUUGUAAACAAAAAAUAUAAGGAUCCAAUAACAUAUACAAAAAUUAGAGAAUCUCUUUUAGAAAAAGUCGUAUUUAUGCAAAUUUUUUAAUAAAAUGAACUCAUUCAAGACAUUAGAAGAUUAUUAUAAAUAUAAUUAAAAAUAAUUGAGAGAACAACUAAUCAUAAUAGUUUCUAUAACCAGCUGCUGAUUUAAAAGAAAAAAAAAUCUUAUAUUCCUAAAUAAAUUGAAUAUUGA